CGGCCUCCCGCGGGGCGGCGGGCCCCGAGCGCAGAGCGGCGGCGGCGGGGCGCUGCCGGAGCCCGCUCCGCCGGGCCAUGGCCAGCACCGGCUCCGCGCCCGGGGGCGCCGGCCCGGGCUCGGGCACGGCGCUGCCCACCCGCUUCCAGGAGACAGAGAAGCUGCUGUCGGCGACAGAGGGCCGGGAGGAGAAGGGCCUCCGCGGCUCCAAAUCCUUCACGGCAGCCUUGCCCGGCGAGACGGAGCGCAACGGGCACGGGCUCGGCUACAAGUCGGUGUCGGUCGGGCACCUGGAGGCGCCGCCGCUGUCGCCGUCCCGGCUGAGCCUGGGCAGAGCCUCGUCCACGGCCACCAGCACGGCGGCCCCGGAGCAGGGCCGCCCGCGGGACUACCUGGUGCUCGCCAUCUUCUCCUGCUUCUGCCCCGUCUGGCCCAUCAACAUCGUGGGCCUCGUUUUCUCCAUCAUGUCGAGGAACAGUGGCCAGCAAGGGGACACAGAUGGCGCCCGGCGGCUCGGACGCAUGGCCAGGCUGCUCAGCAUCGUCUCCAUUGUGCUGGGGACCAUCAUCAUCGUGCUCUACAUUUCACUCAGCGUCAGAGGCUCCUAGAAGAUGUUUCAGCAUGCAAAUACCUUGAAGAAGAGGAAGACAACUUUCCUUUUGGGGUUUUUACUUUCAGCCUUGCAACAAAACAAAAAAUUGUCACAGUGUAGGUGGGCAGCCCUAGACAGUCUGCUCUGGAGCGCCGUCGGAAGGAACGCAUGCUUCAAUUCACCGCCUCUUGGGAAUGAGCCUGUGCGAGGGAUGGGAUAAAAAUCACCCUGAGUAGGAAUGGGAGAGGCCACGUGGAGAGGAGAAAGGGGAAAUCCACUACCUCAUUCCCCUCCAGCAGAACUCAUGGAGUGGGGAGACAACUAAAGUGCAAGAGGAGGAGAGAGUCUCCAGAAUGAAGCUGGUUUUGGAAGGAAAAUACAAGGCAAGAACGGGAUGUUUUGAGGAGUCCUCCUGAGAAUUUUGGCACAAGUCACUGGAUUUUCUGGGGGGUUGUUGGUUUUUAAAUCGUCAAAUUCUCUGUCUCUACAAAAACAAAACAAAACAAAAACAACGAAACAAAGCUCAAACUGCCAUCAGGAGCUGAGAGCUGUUCCACAGAGGAGGAGGGAGUGCAGAGCUGCAGCAGGACCAUGGCUCUGCUCCGAACGAAACGCAGCUGCCAAAGCUGGAGGAUGUGGUGGGUGCUUUUGUAUUUUUGAUGA
This is a messenger RNA of Pseudopodoces humilis (Tibetan ground-tit), 1255 nucleotides long. RefSeq names its product trafficking regulator of GLUT4 (SLC2A4) 1 (gene TRARG1). Gene Ontology annotation, cellular component: membrane. The record is from RefSeq and is a predicted model, not a curated record. Lineage: Eukaryota; Metazoa; Chordata; Aves; Passeriformes; Paridae.